This is a messenger RNA of Trichogramma pretiosum, 2186 nucleotides long. RefSeq names its product probable tyrosyl-DNA phosphodiesterase. Gene Ontology annotation, molecular function: 3'-tyrosyl-DNA phosphodiesterase activity; double-stranded DNA binding; single-stranded DNA binding. The record is from RefSeq and is a predicted model, not a curated record. NCBI's taxonomy places the organism in Eukaryota, Metazoa, Arthropoda, Insecta, Hymenoptera, Trichogrammatidae. The transcript is spliced from 4 exons. Bases 208 to 1980 code for a protein of 590 amino acids. Gene Ontology annotation, biological process: single strand break repair; double-strand break repair. Gene Ontology annotation, cellular component: nucleus.
UUUGCACAAGCACAACACUAAAAAUCUUAAUUUCAAUUUACUUUAUGAAAAGGAAAUAACUUGAAUCAUCCUUAUAAUUUUGAACUUAUUAUAUAUUUUUUUAGAUCUUGUGUUUAAUUCUUUGUUUAAAAGUAAUUAUUACAAAGAUUAAAAUAUCAUUGUAUUUGUGUAACAAUAUUAGGUCAAAUAAACUUUUCAGUUGUCAAAAUGUAUCAAAUAGGACUUGAAGACAUUAAAGUAAAACGAGUUAAGGGAGAACCAAUUACAGAUGCAUUAGAUCCUCAUUCUUGUUUUUCUAAUGAAAUGACACUAUCAGUUUAUACUUGGAUGAAAAUGUAUAUAAUGUGUGGUAGUAAUCCAGAAGAUAGAGACGAAAUGAGAGAUGUAUCAAUAGCUAUUGCAAAAACUUUUCGUGAUGAUCCAGUACACAUUAGUGAACAUGGAACUUUCUCAAAAAAGUUUCAAGAAUCUGCUCCUUACCAUUACUUUCUUAGUACUGUGGACCCAUCUAAAAAAACACACCAACAACCUUUAUCAGUUCACUUUCAUGAAAUAAUUGAUUACACUGAAGGUAUCAUAGUAGAGAGUUUUCACAUUAACUUCAUGGUUGAAAUAUCAUGGAUCUUGAAUGAAUAUAUGCUUGCUUGUCAAGAUCCAAAAAUGACUAUUCUCUAUGGCACAUUAGUAGAUGCAAAAUUUAUGUAUGAUAUUCCUUUUGAUGUUGAAUUGCAACAAUGUAAAAUGCCUGAGUUUGGUUGUCAUCACUCAAAAAUAUCAAUUUUAAAAUAUGAUGAUAACAGCGUGAGAAUUAUUAUUUCAUCAGCCAAUUUAUAUGCUCAGGAUUGGCAUGGCAGAACUCAAGGUUUAUGGAUAUCACCACGGUUGCCUUAUCUUCCUGCAUCUGCUGAAGAUUCAGAAGGAGAAUCCACAACAAAUUUUAAACAUGAUAUUAUUCAAUAUCUUAGCUGUUACUCUGAACCACAAGUAUUUGGGUGGAUUUCUUUGUUGUAUAGAAUUGAUUUUUCAGCUGUAAAUGUAUUUUUCAUUGGAUCUGUGCCUGGAUAUCAUGAAGGACCAAAUUUAAAUUUGUGGGGUCAUUUGAAGUUGAAGAAGAUAUUAUCAGAGCAUGUGAUUUUACCAGAAAACUCAAAAGAUUGGACUGCGAUUGCUCAGAGCUCAGCUGUUGGAGUUUAUGGAUCGUAUUAUCAAAGGUGGUUAAAAUCGCACAUAGUCCAACCUAUGUCACAAGGAAAACUGAAUUUACCCAGAACCCCACCUUUUAAAUUCAUUUAUCCAACGCAAAGAAGUUAUAAUAACAGUUUUGAUUCUAAACUUGGAGUUACUUGCCUAAUGUACAAUAAAGAUUCCCACAUGAAUCAAAAAUGGAUUAAAGACUACUUAUGCGAUUGGAAAUCAGAUUCUACAAAUAGAACAAAAGCAAUGCCGCACAUAAAAUGUUAUACAAGGCUUUCGCCGGAUGAGUCUGAAGUAUUGUAUUUUUUGUCAACCAGUGCUAAUCUCAGUAAAGGUGCAUGGGGUAAAAUGUUAAGAAAGGAUACAAUUCAAUAUUUAGCUAACUACGAAGCUGGAGUUCUUUUCAUACCACAAAUUAUGAUUCAACGCUCCACUUUCCCGGUAACGGAAUCGGCGUUCACGGAAGCGCCGAUUUUCAAAUUACCCUUCGACCUUCCUCUGACGCCGUACCAGACCGACGACGAGCCCUUCGUCAUAAUCCGGUGCCAGGACGCAAGGUUGGCCGUAGAGAUAGAUCAUCACAUUUACGAGAAACAUCCCACAGCUAUAAAUAUCUUUAUGGGCAAAGUGCCCUCUUGUAGGGAGUAUCACCGAAACGAUUUCGACGACAUCGAUUACGACGACGACGAGGAUCACGACGACGAUUCGUCGCUGGACGACAGUCACGAGUGCGAUUACGAUCUGGAGGAAAUCGACAGAAAAUUCUGCGAGGCGUUCGAGUGUUGAAAAAAUUCAACGUACGAAGCCGAUUGAUGAAUCGGAAACGAGAUUAUGUAAAUAUGUUUUGCAUACUUUAUAAUAUCGAAACUGAAUCGAUACAAUCGUUAGUAUAGUUUGAAACUGUUAUCUAUCGAACCGGUGCUCUCCCGCAUUAUGAAAAAUUGCUUUUUUUAUAAUUAUUAUAUUAAUUUUUUUUGUACAAAAUACUUGAA